Molecule: messenger RNA, 1024 nt
Organism: Pollicipes pollicipes
Lineage: Eukaryota; Metazoa; Arthropoda; Thecostraca; Pollicipedomorpha; Pollicipedidae
Gene: Bin1
Product: histone deacetylase complex subunit SAP18
Exons: 5
Coding region: 187-657 (156 amino acids)
Biological process (GO): negative regulation of DNA-templated transcription
Cellular component (GO): nucleus
Molecular function (GO): transcription corepressor activity; transcription factor binding
Source: RefSeq, a predicted model, not a curated record
CGUGCCGGCUUGCGCGUGUGCGAGAGGCCGGUGCGAAGUGGGCCAUUAGUACAAGCCAAGGCCAUUAGAGCGCUUUGGGCAGGGUACUCGGGUUAAGUGCAUCGUAAAGGUUUCAAGUGCCUCACCUGGCUCUGGAGGGAGUCCACAUACUGUUCCAUCUGCUAGUAAUCUAGAACUCUGACAAAGAUGAUGGCCAGCCUGCUGGGAUCAAAGGUGGAGGAAAAACCACAUGAACCAGAAAAACCUAUUGAUAGGGAGAAGACUUGUCCGCUGCUUCUUCGCGUGUUCUGCAACACGAACCGGCACCACUCGCUGGCGGAGUACUCCAGAGGCAACGUACCGGCCAAUGAGCUUCAAAUCUACACGUGGAUGGACGCGACUCUGAAGGAGCUGACCUCGCUGGUGAAGGAGGUCAACCCGGACGCCCGCCGCAAGGGCACCUUCUUCGAUUUUGCCCAGGUGUACCCGGAGAUGGGUGGACGGGGCAUGGGCCACCGUAUGCGCGAGAUCGGCUCCACCUGCUCCGGCCAGAAGGGCGCCGACGACGCUAAGACUCUGGGCUCCGUCCGGUUCACCAUCGGGGACUACAUGGACGUCGCCAUCACGCCUCCCAACAUGCGGGGCGGCCCGAUGAUGAGGAGGAUGCGGCCGUUCUAGGCCCGCCCGGCUUCGGCUCCGGCUCUGCCAGUCCAGUCACGUGUGCCACGACCGGAGCGAUGAGGCGGCCGUCGGGUGCGCUCGUUGACCAGCCCGCGGGCACGGAGGUGGCAGUGGAUGCGGCCAGUCCACCGCGGCACGUCGCGGAGCUGGGGACUCGGAGGAGAACCGGACGUGUGUGCUCAUCUCAUGUGUUUGUGCUGGUGUGGGUGUGUGCGGGCACGGACAGGAGUUGUGUUCGACUCGCAUCGCUGGAGAUUGGUGACUGUGCGGCCUCUGGUGCAUGGUAAAUUGUGAAUGGUUUUGAUCGUUGUCAUCACCCAUUCUUAUACACAUUUUUUCGGAAAAUAAAUGGCCUAGAUGUGAA